Messenger RNA from Cryptomeria japonica (Japanese cedar), 2755 nucleotides. RefSeq names its product phenylacetaldehyde reductase. Gene Ontology annotation, molecular function: oxidoreductase activity, acting on the CH-OH group of donors, NAD or NADP as acceptor. NCBI's taxonomy places the organism in Eukaryota, Viridiplantae, Streptophyta, Pinopsida, Cupressales, Cupressaceae. Bases 2198 to 2479 code for a protein of 93 amino acids. The transcript is spliced from 2 exons. The record is from RefSeq and is a predicted model, not a curated record.
AUCAUAAACUCUUGAAAGAAUAAUUUGUAUAGACUAUGACACUGCAAUUUCAUGAUGCGCGGACAUGACGUGGCAUGGGCCUGAGGUUCCUUACUAAGUCUUGGUGACUAAAUUGAUUGAUGACUAGGAUCCACGUGCUAUGCUUUUUUUGCAUGUUGUGUAACCUUCAUAUCACGGACAACUUGAAUUAUGCAUACUUCUUGUGCCAUGUAGUGACAACUCAGCAUCCUUUUUUGAAGGUCUGCUGAUGUAUGUGGGCAUAUCCAGGUGACUUACGAAAUUGAAGAACAGAUCAAUGCAAAGAUUCUAUUCAUGCAUAUGAGCCAUCAUGGCAGAAUUGAUUGAUAACCACCAAAUUUCCAAGAUAUUAUGCAUCAAAUGCUUUUUCUUGAAUCCCCACAAGUGUCCAAGAAUGAUUUGUGCAAAUAAUUUGCAGAAUUCAAAUUGUUUAAAAGUUGUAGAGGUAGAGAAUGGGAAAGUUUAAUUUUCAACUCAAUUAUGUGAAGUUUCUCUGUAAUUGUUAAUUAGAAGAAUCUGCUAGAUUUAAAAAGCUUAAGAUGGAUCAAUCAAUCUUACAAUUUUCAAAGGUUAAAAAAGCAAUAGAAAAUUACAUAAUAGUCAAAUUUUGAGACUCUUCAAGGAAAUAAAAUGAUGUCACAAGAUAUAGUGUCUUAUCUAAUAGAGUGCUUGACAAAGUAGAAGGCACAAGGGACGUAGCUAUCCUUGUGCAAUGAUGGGAUUCAUUCAAUUUUUAUUAUAGAAGAAGUAUUGUUUCCCAACCAGUGCUAACAAUGAUCUAUAAUUUACAUCUUUGGAGACUAGCAAUUCUCAAUAUUUUCAUAAAUGUGGACUUCAUUAAGGUAACUGGAUAUAGUCCAAGUAUCAUGGUUGUAACUUAUGGGUUGUAUAUUAGAGUUCAAGUAAUUGGAGAUAGCCUUAAGCAACCUUAAUUUCCAUAUUAGCUUACACAUAUAUAACCACACUUCAAUCUUCAAUUAAAAAAAAAAAGGGUUCAUAUUUGAGUUCCUUUCAAUUCCUUUGAGUACUUCAAUUGAAGUGUUUCUAUGGUGAAUGUUCCUUGAAUGCUAUUGAUUUUUUAAUGAAUGAUUGAUAUAAGAUAAUGCACAUUAAGUGCUCUAGAAUGCUACCACAUGGUAAUAAUCAUGCAAAGCAUGCAUUAAGCCAACUCAUUAAAAGAAUGGUAUGAGCAAGAGAUAGCAAAAACUUAGUUUAAUUUUUUGCAUUUUAAGGGUCACUUUUGUAUAGUGUAAGACGAAUCUUUUGUUGUUAGAUUGACAUGGGUAAUGAAAUACUAUUUAUGAUAUAGAGAAUGAAUGCAUGAAGAAAUGGUGGGCGUAAUAAAUUUCAAAUUUAUUUCAAUACAUAGAAAUAAAUAAAAUAAGGUCAACUAUAUAUGAAUGAAUUCAUGUGAGUAUGUAAAUAAUAUAAAAAUGAUCUCAAUUUCACAUAUGUUUGUCUUAUUUGUUGAUAUACAAUUUUAUUGAUAAAAUUUCUUAAAAGGGGCAAAAACCUAAUUUGGAAUAAGUAUGGGUAUGGAAAUUUUACCAUUACGAUAACAUGGGAGGUGAGGUUGAGUAAAUUAACACCAUACCUUAUUCAAGAACUCUAUGACUUCAAGAUCUUCAUUCAACCAAACCAUAAGCAUGAUAGAGUAUAGACCAUGCCCUUCAAAAUCUUAGUGGUAUACAUUGUAGCUAUUAUAAAGUAUAGAGAAUUACGUGGGAAUAUUUAAAUUGGUCCAUACUACUCAAGAUAUGAUAUACAUUGUACUUGUGGUAGUCUAGCCUUGAGUGGAAAUAAACCUCAAUGGGUACUCUUCAAUACAUUGGAAUAUAUAUAUGAGUUGAAAAUGAAAUUAGAGCUUAUGUAACAUUAGCCUAUCAAUUGAAUAAAAGAUUUUUUUUCUUCCCAAAAUAAGAUAUUAGUAAAAUGUGUUGGAAGAUAAAACCUUUGUUAAUUUUGAUGAUAAAAUAAAACAUUACUUAGAGAUAGAAACAAAGCAAGAUACUAACUUCAUUAUUUUGUGAUCUAAUUGACCCAAGUUUACCUUAUUCAGUAGUAAGGUAACUUUAAUUACAAUCUGUUUUGUCUUACAGUCUUCUAUCAUUAAUUUAAUUACAGAGACCUAGUUCACAGAUAAAUAAUGUCUUAAGCAACCCUAUUCUGAGAAAAAGUAAUGGCGGAAAAGGGUGAGCAGAGUGUAAAACGAGUGUGUGUGACUGGAGCAGCGUGUUACAUUGGACCAUGGCUGGUGAAGAAUCUUCUAGAAAAGGGUUACACAGUGAAAACCACUCUCAGAGAUCCAGAUCUGACAGGAGCAGAGGAUAGGCUUAAGCUCUUCCAAGCUAAUCUACUGAAGGAGGGAAGCUUUGAUUCAGCAGUGGAUGGUUGUGAAGGAGUUUUUCUUGUAGCUGGUCAUAUGGGUGUUCAAGCUUUAUUGGUUAGUAAUGUAAUUUGACAAUUAUAGGUAUAUUGUAAGAAAAUUUUGAAUAUCAUUUGUGUUGUCUUCUACAGACGGCUUAAAUCACACACUAGCUUAAAAUUGUUAAACACUUAAAAUUGACGGACAUCUCUAGGUUUAAUAUGUUGCUUAGUGUGUGUGGUUUAAGGCCGACCAAUUUCUAUCUUUUUUCUUGAGAGACACUAUUGUUGGUCUUUUUGGUUGUUUUGUAAUCAGGCCCGGGUCCUUCACAUGAUUUUGGUUCAUAGCUCUGAUCAAAAACAUUUAUCUUAA